This is a messenger RNA of Belonocnema kinseyi, 614 nucleotides long. Its product is annotated as 60S ribosomal protein L21-like. The transcript has 2 exons. Bases 104 to 583 code for a protein of 159 amino acids. Gene Ontology annotation, molecular function: structural constituent of ribosome. Gene Ontology annotation, cellular component: cytosolic large ribosomal subunit; ribosome. The record is from RefSeq and is a predicted model, not a curated record. Gene Ontology annotation, biological process: translation. NCBI's taxonomy places the organism in Eukaryota, Metazoa, Arthropoda, Insecta, Hymenoptera, Cynipidae.
CCUUUUCCUAGCGCUUUCAUUCUGCAAAGUUGGCUACACUAUCAGGAAAUGGGAAUUUUCUUUCUGUUUUUGAUCCUUCUUCUGACAGGCGAGUAACGUCAAAAUGACGAAUUCAAAGGGAUACCGUCGCGGAACAAGGGACUUGUUUUCCCGCAAGUUCCGUAAGCAUGGAACCAUUCCACUCUCGACCUACAUGAAGAUCUACAAAAUUGGAGACAUGGUCGACAUUAAACAAAAUUCGGCGAUCCAAAAAGGUCUGCCCUACAAGGUCUAUUAUGGCAAGACCGGACGCGUCUUCAACGUGACCCCUCAUGCUCUUGGAGUCGUUGUCAACAAGCGUUUCCGAGGUAGAAUCAUCCCCAAGAGGAUUAGUGUCCGAGUUGAACACGUCAAUCACUCCAAAUGCCGGGAAGACUUUCUCAAGAGAGUCAAGGAAAACGAGCGUCUCAGGAAGGAAGCCAAGGAUAAGAAUGUCCAGGUUCAAUUGAAAAGACAGCCUGUUCAACCUCGAGGAGCUCACAUCGUUUCCGGAAAGGUCGCGCCACAAGUUCUUGCACCUAUUCCUUACGAAUUUGUUGCUUAAACGUGGAAUAAAUUCUUUCUAUUAUAUUUAA